Cutaneotrichosporon oleaginosum is the source of this 1273-nucleotide messenger RNA. RefSeq lists its product as uncharacterized. Lineage: Eukaryota; Fungi; Basidiomycota; Tremellomycetes; Trichosporonales; Trichosporonaceae. Gene Ontology annotation, biological process: base-excision repair; double-strand break repair via nonhomologous end joining. Gene Ontology annotation, molecular function: DNA-directed DNA polymerase activity; DNA binding. The record is from RefSeq and is a predicted model, not a curated record.
UCACGCGACGAAUAAUCUGGCGAGAUCUUGCGAAGCUUGCGACCCGGCCAGAAGCACCAAAUACGUCCACUACUACAGCGGUCACGGAGAGUCGUAUUCAGAGAGCGCCGCUUUCGAGAGUUCUCGACGUUGCACCUACGAUGUUGGACCGCGGCCUGUUAUCGGCCCGCCGUGCACUGAGGCCAUCAGUCGCGGGGCGUACGCUCACACAGUGGGCACCCUUCAACCGCAUGGUCAAGGACGAUCCUGAGUGGGCGAGCAGGAGCGUGUACCUUCGUACGGUGCUGGACCGGCUGCGCGACCAUGAGCUGUCCCGACAAUGGCGCAGGGAUGAUAGGGGAGUAUUACGCUGAAGCUUUCGACACUCUGUCUCUGCUACAGCCGCGCAAGAAGAAGGCUACGCUCAGUGAAAUUGAGCGCGUGCUGCCUCAGGCUAACUCUCCUGCCUGGAAUGUCAUCCGCAACAUCGUUGCGAAAGAGGAAGAUGCCUACCUCGAGCAGAGGUCGGAGGAGGAGGUCGCUGGCGUGCUGUUUCGCCGCAUAUACACCGUUGGGAGGGCGACCGCUGCUCGACUAGCGAAGAACGGGCUACGCACUCUGGAAGACUUCGUAGCGCGGCCACGGGUCACGGCGAGCCAGAAGCUGUCUAUUGAGCAUCUCUCGGACAUGGACAUCAUGAUUCCGAGGAAGGAGAUGGACUCGUUCAAGGCGCGCCUUGAAGAUGUGUUUCGUCCCAAUCCAGACGCAAUCCAGGAUGCCACCUUUGAACUCGUGGGAUCGUAUCGCUGCGGGCAGGAGUACUCCCCCAACAUCAAAGCGCUUGUGUACAGCGACGCGUAUACGGACUUCAACAGCGCAACGAGCAUUCUGGACGAGGUGUACCGUCGAGUAAUGGUCAAUGGGCUCAUUGAGAAUGGCCAAAUGCUCUCUAUCGCAAGCCGCUCGGAUCGGCGACACAUUAUCGGUUUCACACGAGCCAACGCGCGCAGCCCCUGGCGAAUGUUGAGUCUGAAGCUGGUGCCCCGCGACCAACUGCCAUUAACGCUGGUCCAAGAGACGGGUGACGGGUUCUUGUGGCGUGUGCUGCGCAGCCAGGCGAAACGAAAGUACGUUGCGGGCCAUUGGUGGUUGCAACUCCAAGGCUGAUCACAGUGGAUACCGCUUCUACCGCAACAAUGUGGAGUGGAUCCGCCGGACGCCCCGUGCAGAGGAGGGAGGCGUGAAUCGUUCUCGCCCUCCGCAACCGAAGACAGAGAAGGAGGUGUUUGACCUG